AUGAUCCUCGAAGCCAUCGCUGACCAUCGGCUUUGGAUCUGGCAUGCUUACUUCGGUGUGGCGGGGUCGAACAACGACAUCAACGUCCUGAAUUCAUCGUAUCUCUUCACCGAGCAAUGCAAUGGCAAUGGCCCGACCAUCGAGUUCACUGUAAACGGCCGCAAGUAUCAUAUGGGGUACUACUUGGCCGAUGGCAUAUACCCGAGGUGGCCUGAGGCCAUGGGGAAGGAUGUGGAGCGGGCAUUUGGUGUGCUCCAAGCGCAUUGGGCAAUAAUGAAAGGUUCAGCGCGUUUCUGGUACAAGGAAGUCAUCGCUGAUGUCAUGUAUGCGGGCAUCAUCUUGCAUAACAUGAUAGUAAAACACGAAGGUGGAAGCGUCACCGAUUGGGCCGAUGAUGAAGCUGGAUCUAGCACGGCGACUCCACCCCACGUUCGAGGAUUACGGAUGGGCCACAAUGAGGUUAUAGCUAGAGGUGUCAAGUGGGCCGGCCCAGCCCAGCCCGGCCCGGGCCCGGAGAGGCCCACUGAUAUUUAG
Molecule: messenger RNA, 534 nt
Organism: Salvia hispanica
Lineage: Eukaryota; Viridiplantae; Streptophyta; Magnoliopsida; Lamiales; Lamiaceae
Source: RefSeq, a predicted model, not a curated record